GUAGAAGGCCGCCGGGGCAAAGCCGUUCGUCGCGCGUGCGCAAUCUCUCCUCUUCUCCCGGCCGGUCCAGGAGGAAGACCGCGCGCCGGCGGAGAAACCGCCGAGGAAAAAGCCGCUUCCCCGGAGUAAAAGAGCGGCCGGCGUCGCCCCUGCCGACGGCCCCCGCCAUCCGCUUCACCGCGAAGGAUAUUCAGUCAGCGGCGGCCCCCGGUCAAGAAACGGGACAGGGGGCGGGGAUUCUUCGCCCGAUUGUGAGCUUUCCCGCUUGGCCUUUGGAUCUUUGCCGCAAGUGAUGGAGACGAGCGGCAGCCCUCAGACUCGAUAAACGUGCCGGUGGGCUGGUGUUCCAGACCAUGGACUCACUGAGACACCCUGAGGUGUGAAAAUGUUGGGCAGGAACAGGCAGCUGGUGACUGACUUUAUUUCUUACAAGCUGUCUCAGAGGGGCUAUAGCCUGAGCGAAGUCGAGGGGGCCGCCGAAGACCGGACUGAGCUAACCGGCGAAAUGGCCAGCAUCCCAAACGGGAGCCCGUCCUGGCACCCCGGCGCCAGCCCCGUGGUCAACGGCGCGACCGGGCACCCGAGCCUCCUCGAAGACCGCGAGAACAGUCCCGGGCCGGACAUGAGGCAGACGCUAAGGGAAGCCGGCGACGAGUUCGAACUGCGGUACCGCCGGGCCUUCAGCGACCUCACCUCUCAGCUGCACAUCACCCCCGGCACGGCGUACCAGAGCUUCGAGCAGGUGGUGAACGAACUCUUCCGGGACGGGGUGAACUGGGGGCGGAUAGUGGCUUUUUUCUCCUUCGGCGGAGCCCUGUGCGUGGAGAGCGUCGACAAAGAAAUGCAAGGCUUGGUGGGCCGGAUCGCCACCUGGAUGGCCACCUACCUGACUGACCACCUGGACCCGUGGAUUCAAGAUAACGGCGGCUGGGAACGUUUUGUGGAUCUCUACGGGAACGACGCAGCCGCCAAAAGCCGGAAGGGCAAGGAGCGCUUCAACAAGUGGCUGUGGACGGGCGCCACCGUGGCUGGCGUGGUCCUCUUGGGCUCCCUGCUAAGCCGCAAACAGCCUGAGACGGAUCUCCUGACCUCGGCCGGGGCUCCCACGCAUCAGCUUCGUCGAGGAUCGCUACCGGGCGAUCUGCUUGCUCUUCAGCUUUGCAGCUCCAACCUUAGGGCGUCAUUCCCUACGAGUGGGGGGCUCCCCCCCGGCUCCCAGGCGCUGUGCUGCACCCCACCUGGAGGCCUGCCGUUCCUCGAGAUGGUAACCCCUUUGACUCACAGCCCUGGUGUUCGUUUGAUUGUAUUUUGGAAGACCCCGCUCCGCCCCGCCCCCGCCCCGCCCGGCAGGCCCAGCACUUGUGGGGAAGGCUGUGGGCGUGGAGCCGGCUACUGGUCAGGGUUUCCCGGCAAGGGAGAAAAUGCACGCCUCCCCCCCCAGCCCCGCACGCUCCGCACGGUGUCUUCCGAGCUCAAUAAAGAGACUUGUUCUAUGCAGGUCCACAUGUGUCUUCAAGGCACAGAAAUGGCCAGUGAGGACCUCACGGCCGCUUGCCUCUAA
This is a messenger RNA of Sphaerodactylus townsendi, 1561 nucleotides long. It is a transcript of the gene BCL2L1, whose product is annotated as BCL2 like 1. NCBI's taxonomy places the organism in Eukaryota, Metazoa, Chordata, Lepidosauria, Squamata, Sphaerodactylidae. Gene Ontology annotation, biological process: extrinsic apoptotic signaling pathway in absence of ligand; intrinsic apoptotic signaling pathway in response to DNA damage; negative regulation of intrinsic apoptotic signaling pathway. Gene Ontology annotation, cellular component: mitochondrial outer membrane. Gene Ontology annotation, molecular function: protein heterodimerization activity; protein homodimerization activity. The record is from RefSeq and is a predicted model, not a curated record.